Caenorhabditis angaria is the source of this 1500-nucleotide messenger RNA. NCBI's taxonomy places the organism in Eukaryota, Metazoa, Nematoda, Chromadorea, Rhabditida, Rhabditidae. The record is from the annotation of a GenBank genome assembly.
AUGGAGGAACAGUGAGUUAAAGCGUUCGAAAAUGCGAAAUUCAAUAAAUCUUGAUUUUAGAGAAGAUCGACUUACUCUAUUAAAGAGCAAAAUUGAGUUCUACAAUCAAAACUGCAAUUCUGAAAUGCUCACCGAAAUAAUUGAUUUGAUAUUUGAACUUGUUUGCACACAGAGUAAAAAUCUUCUAGAUAUAUAUAUAUAUAAGAUCUGCGAAAUUCAAUUGGUGAAAGAGAUAGAAAAUGGUAUAGACACAUUCGAGAAAGCAAUCGAAUGUUAUUAUGCUGAACGGUUUUCGGAUGAUAUAAUGAAUAUUGUGGAAGAUAAGGAUUUGGAUUAUAAAGGUGACGAUUGGAAAAAGAUGUGAGCUUUGUUUUGUGUUAUCACAAAUUUUGAAAGAUCAAUAUUUCUAUAGACGAUUUCUGGCACUUGCAAUCGAUAGUGUUCAUUCACUGGCGAAACUUCCUGAUAAAUGGUUCGAGGCAAUUAAAACCGAUGAAAUAGUUGAGAAUGAGGUAAGCCACGUUUCAUUUUGACAGCCAAAACGGCUCUAUCUCAAUAUAAGGGUCCCAGAAUAAUUAAAAGGUCCGUUAUUUGUUUUAAGGGUCCCAAAAAUUAAAAAAAAAUUUUUUAAAGACUUUCAAAAAAAAUAAUGGACCCUGAUAUUUUUUUGGACCCUUGAACAAAAUAACGGCCCCCUAUAUUUUUUUACGGACCCUUAUAUUGCGAUAGAGCCCGAAAAACAAUAGUUUUUAGUAUGCGAUACAAUGUGGAAUCGCUUUUAUAAUGUCAUCUGGAUUAUCGAACAUCAAUUAUUAUCUUGACGAUCAGAUUUAUUUUUACUCGAGGCUUGCGAAACUGAAGCCACUUUGUAGAAGAAGAAGAACUCAGAAAAUGAUCGAAGAUUUGUUUCGAUAUUCACCUCUUGGCUUGGAUAUUGAUGAUAUAGCUAUUGAAAACGAUUGCGAUGUGAUUGAAAAUUUGAACGAGCUUCUCAAGAAUGUAUCAGCUGAUAAUGAUCGGUUGACAAUUCAAUGUGUAGAAAUGAAAGCACAGUUGAAACAGGAAGGAAUUCGAAUCAAUGAUUUUAAGUUCAAGAUUGAUGAACUCGAAAAAAUCAUUGAAAAUCAGAAAAACGAGUCGAAAAAUGCAUUUAGAAUGACUAUAAGAUGUCCAAAUGUUCGUAGAAUUCAUGAAAAAUAUGAGAAAAUUCUUCGAACCAAUUAUGAUUCUCUACUUCCAAAACUAAUAUCAAAUAUUGACAGAUUGAUACAAAGUCAACCAGAAUCCACCGAAAUUCUGAUGAUGGUGGUGAAAGUUUUGGAUUUCAAAAAAGGAAUUGAUGAAUAUUUGAGAAAAGUGAAUGAGGAUUAUUGGAAAAUUGAGAGGAAUCCAAAUAUUUCGAUGGGAAAAUUGGGAAAUCCUGAGCUGGAUAAGUUUCCAAGUGAUGAAUUUAUGGAAAAUAUUCGAAAAUUGAUGGAGGAGAAUCAUUUUGAUUUGUAA